ACUAAAUCCCACUUGCCUACUUUGAUCGUCUCUCCUUCCCUUUUCCGGCAAAAGCCUUCGCCGCCGCCGACGCCGACGAUUGAGAUAACACUUCAAACAAGCUUCUUAGAGGGAAAUCUGUUUCAGAGACUUUGAUGACAGGGACUUCUUCUUCUUCUGACGAUGAGACUGCAUUUUCUUCAGCUUGUGCUGUUGUGAGGGUUGGUGAGAAGAGAAAGAUGAACGAUUUUGCUACAGGUAGCAAUACUAGAGAUCGUAGUGUUUUACAUAACAAUAGAUUAGGGUCAAGUGAUAAUGGAGAUGCAGGCAGGGGAGAAGAGCCGGCACAACCAAAGACUACUGAAUCUGUUGGUUCAAAGUUUAAUGAUUUUGGUAAGCUGAAGGAAGAAGCUACCUUUGCGGUUGGCCAGACUUGGGCUCUUUAUGAUACAGCGGAUGGGAUGCCUAGACUGUAUGCUCAGAUCAGGAAAGUUUCAGCUCCUUCCUUUGGGCUUAGGAUCACAUAUCUUGAGCCAGAUCCAGAUGAUGAGAAAGAGAUCCAAUGGUUUGAAGAAGACUUGCCUGUUUCUGUUGGUAAGUUCAGGCUUGGACAAAACCAGAACACCAAAGAUCGUUCCAGGUUCUCUCAUCUAAUCCAUUGCGAUGAAGGAAGCAACUCUGCUCAUUUCACUGUUUUCCCAAGAAAAGGCGAGACUUGGGCGCUUUACAAGAACUGGGACAUUAGCUGGUCUUCAGAGCCGGAUUCUCACCGUAGCUAUGAGUAUGACUUUGUUGAGAUUUUGUCAGAUUACGCUGAUGGAGCUGGUGUAUAUGUUGCGUUCUUGCAUAAAGCAAAAGGCUUUGCAAGUGUGUUCUUUCGAAUGGGAACUGGUGAGGCAGACAUAUCUCAGAUUCUGCCUCACAGUUUGUACCGGUUCUCCCAUAGGGUUCCUUCCUUCAAACUGACUGGAUAUGAAGGACAAGGUGUGCCAAAGGAUGCUUAUGAGCUGGACCAAGCUGCGUUGCCAGAAGCAAUCGAAGAGAUACUUGUCCCUUCUCAGCUUACCGUUUUAAAGUCUAAACCAGAAGCUCUCUGCUUUCCUAUCGAUGGAACGGAUUUUCAAACUGGGCAGAUUUGGUCUUAUUAUAAGUGGGACAUACGAUUCCCUGUGUUCUACGGUAGAAUUGAAAAGAUCACAUUAACUCAAGCAUUCGAGCAGCCUGCAGAAUAUACACUACGCAUGAGUCAGUUAAAGGCCACUCCUUUCCCUGAGGAUGUCAUCCCAUGGGAUGACAAGAAAAUGCCUGUUGGUUGUGGAACUUUCUCGGUGAUGAAAGGUACCAAAAUAUUCUCUCCUCAUGAACUUGCGCAAGAGAUGUCGCCUGAAAUCUCCAUGGAUGGAAAGGAAUAUACCAUUCUUCCCCAGAUUGGCGAUGUUUGGGCCAUAUACACCGACUGGACUCCUCACUAUGAGGCUCAUUUCUUGAAUAGAUACUAUGACUAUGAUAUCGUGGAAGUUCUUGAUGACACCUCGGACUAUAAGGUUAUGGAGUUGGAGCCUGUGUCGAUCUCUGGUAAAGAUGAUAGAACAUUCUUUAAAGCAACUAAGAUUAGGCAGCGUGAAACUGAUUCGGAAGAAGAUGGGUCAGAAGUGAUAUUUACUAUCCCAAAGUCGAAAAGGCUCACAUUCUCGCAUCAGAUUCCUGCCUCCAUUGUAACCAAGGAGAUAGACGGAGAUCUGAAAGAGCUUUUUGAAGUUGAUUGUAGAGGUCUUUGUGUAAUGAACUUGUCUUCAGACUAUAGACGUGAGCGUUUGAAUCAAGCAGCGAAGGAAGUGAGGGAAGGGUAGGGAAGCUUUCCUUUUUGUUAGCUUUUGGUGCAUUGUUGUCCAAAAGGUUUGUUCUUUGGUUUAAGAUCUAAAAGACCUGAAACUUACUUAAGACUUUCUCCAUGUUCUUUGCAUGUUCUUCUUAAGUCGGAUCAAAUAUAUGGAAAAUCAUGUAUUUUGAGGACGUAGUUUGUC
Messenger RNA from Camelina sativa (false flax), 2003 nucleotides. Lineage: Eukaryota; Viridiplantae; Streptophyta; Magnoliopsida; Brassicales; Brassicaceae. The record is from RefSeq and is a predicted model, not a curated record.